AUGGACCGGAAUAUAAACAACGCGUUUGAUAUACUGCCUCCGCCCCUCGAGAAAAUAAGCAGAGAACGUAGUAAAAACAUGCAGAAAAAUGAAAAAAAAAUAAAUAAAAAGGAAGAAAAAGAAGAAGUAAAUGAAGACGUAAAAGAGGGCUUAAAAGAAAAAGACGUGUUCAACUAUGGUAACGAGAACAAAGGGGGGAACGCCACCCCCGCAUACACAAAAAAUAUGAACCUAGGAAACGGUUUGACUGAUGGGAAAAAAAAUGAAAGCCAUCUCAUAUCACAAAAAUAUAGUAAUGUUAUUCUUAACACUGAAGAAAUUAAUAGUAUAAUGAACGAAAAUUCAAAUUUUAAAAAUCUCACUGAAAGUAAACAAGUUAUAAACUUUAUGAAUGAAUAUUUAACGAAUCCCUUGGCUGCUAUCAACAAAUACAAAAACGAUGAUACCAUUGUUAACUUCUUAGACACACUAUUUCAAUAUAUGAGUGCAAAAAGUAAGCACAUUCACUUGAAUAAUCUAGCUGAAACAUUUACUUUAAAAAAGCGGUAG
Messenger RNA from Plasmodium malariae, 549 nucleotides. RefSeq names its product conserved Plasmodium protein, unknown function. The record is from RefSeq and is a predicted model, not a curated record. The coding region runs from base 1 to 549 and encodes 182 amino acids. Lineage: Eukaryota; Apicomplexa; Aconoidasida; Haemosporida; Plasmodiidae. The transcript has a single exon.